This is a messenger RNA of Bemisia tabaci, 2240 nucleotides long. RefSeq lists its product as uncharacterized. Gene Ontology annotation, molecular function: RNA binding. The record is from RefSeq and is a predicted model, not a curated record. Gene Ontology annotation, biological process: box H/ACA snoRNP assembly; ribosome biogenesis; pseudouridine synthesis. NCBI's taxonomy places the organism in Eukaryota, Metazoa, Arthropoda, Insecta, Hemiptera, Aleyrodidae. Gene Ontology annotation, cellular component: sno(s)RNA-containing ribonucleoprotein complex.
AUCCAAAUAUUUCGAAUAAAACAGGCAACGUUAGCCAUCUGCGUGUUUAUAACCUAAAAUUUUAAUCUCAAAGCAUGCGAAUGAUGCAAAGCAUGGCAUGACUGUUUCCUUCUCUUUGUGCCCGUAAUUCGUUUUUCAUUCUACUUCUCACAUGUAAAUUGUGAACAUAAUCUUGUUUCAAUCAUUGACAACGUUGUUUUGAAAGAAAACCCCAUCAAGAAUGUCUGCUGUUGAGGAAGCGAUUACUGAGCCAGUGACUGACUUGUCGCACUUACCCACUGAAAAUUUAGUCCCUCGCUGUCCUGCAGAGUCAUCUGAAGAUUCUGAAAGCAGCUCAUCAUCAUCAUCAUCAUCAUCAGAAGAUGACUGUUCGGAUGUUGAAUCAGUUGUGAGCUCAGAGAUAGAGAUCGAUAAGCUUCCAAAAUUGAAAACAAAAGGGGAGCUAACUCUUGAAGAUCUGCCACCAAUAGAAAACUUGGAAAUCAGUGUACCUGAAGAAGAGUGUCAAGUUAUUGGACAUAUUCUCAACAGUGUUGAAACUUUGGUUUUAGUCAAAGCAAUUCCAAAUCUUCCUCCAGUUGACAUAGACUCAGUCCUGUUUCUUGAUAAAGGUGACUGUGUCUUGGGUCAAGUGUUUGAUGUCAUUGGGCCAGUAAGUGAGCCAAUUUACUGCAUCCGCUUCAAUUCGAAGGAGUACAUCAGUGAGCUAUCCUUCAAUCCUGGAGAUCCAGUUUAUUAUGCUCCAACUCUAGACUACACACACUAUGUAUUUUUGCCCGACUUACUAAAAAUGAAGGGGAGUGAUGCAUCUUGGCAAAACAAUCAUGAACCUCCACCUAAUUUACUUGAUUACUCAGAUGAUGAGCAGGAGAGGCAGGCAAAACGGAAGUUAAUGGCCAAGAGACAAUGGGAAAACAGACAAAAAGUUCAAAAUGAGGAAGAAGUUUCUGUUAUUGAAUCCACUGGAAACACAGACUCAGAAAAAGAUCCUCUCGACGGAAUGCGUACUGGUAAGUCAUCAGCCCGAAGGAAAGCUGCUCGACGCAGACGGUUUCAGAAGAAUGGAGACACGGAGAAAAACUGUGCCCCUGUAAAUGACUCGAAUCAGUCUCAAGACUCCAGGAAGUCGGAGAGCAAUGGAGACGUUGAGGAAGAAAAUUUGAAAAAACAAAACUUCAAUCAAUCCUGUGGUCAAAACUUAGAUUUUGCCCACAGUAGACAAAAUACACCUGGGCGCAAGCAAACUAAUCAGUCCAACUUCCACUCAACUCAUGAUCAAGACAAUCAACAAAUGAAUUCAAACUUCCCAGCAACGAGAAAUCCAUUUGAUUUGAGUAAACAUCAGUUCUCACCAAAUCCAGGAAAUUCUAACAGCUCAAAUAAUCCCGUAAAUUUUUCCUCCCACCCUCAAUCCAACAAUGCCAUUGCAAGCAAUCCAUUUAGUUCAAGUAAACCUUCAAUGUCAUCGAACUUUAUGAGCCCUACAAACUUCCUCAGUAGUCCUGUUAACUUUCCUCCACCGCCUAAUUUCUGCGGUCCUCCUAAUUUGCCGAAUUCUAGUAUUAAUUUUCCGCCUAGUAGUUUAAAUCCACCAAAUAAUCCAGGGAACUUUCCUCCACUAGACACCAGUAAACCUCCUCCUCAAUUCCCUGUCCCUCCGAUCAUUUCAGCACCUACAGGUGUUCCGCCUUCCUCCGGGCCCAAUUUACCACUACCACCCCCCUCUUUUCUACCAUCUCCUGUAAAUAUGCCAGCUUUCGGUCAGCCUCCUCCUUUCCCUUUUAGACCCUUGAUUCAAGGGCCAAAUGGCCCGCCAACCUCUUUAUCUGAAAGACCACCAUGUUUCAAUUUUCAGCAACCUUAAAACGAUUGUACCUAAGUUUCAUUACCAAGACAUAUGAAAAGAUAUCUCAGCAAUUUCUUUUUCAAAGCUCAUAAAAAAUAAAAGGAGUAUGUUAUUGUUUUAGGCAAGAAAGCCUGCCUAUUGUUUGUAUAAAAUGUAUGCACAUAUCUUUUCAGAAUCAGAAGGUUAUUGUCUUUAAAAAAUAUUUGAAUUCAUAUCGGCUACCAUCCAGUGUCGUUUAAUCAGGAUUGGUUCAUCAGGAUCCUGCUGGAUUGUAUUAUUGAAUACAAAAAAGAAAAUAGGUGCUGUUUAGCUAUUAGUUGUAUAUAUAAAACUAUAUUAUGUUUUUUAUAUGAAAUGAAUAAGAAGGAAAGUAAUAAAUGUGAAUUAUUUUAAA